Molecule: messenger RNA, 888 nt
Organism: Xenopus laevis (African clawed frog)
Lineage: Eukaryota; Metazoa; Chordata; Amphibia; Anura; Pipidae
Gene: cystm1.S
Product: cysteine-rich transmembrane module containing 1 S homeolog
Exons: 3
Coding region: 167-625 (152 amino acids)
Cellular component (GO): extracellular exosome; plasma membrane; membrane
Source: RefSeq, a predicted model, not a curated record
CCUUGGUACAACCUGGGCUGUACCAAUUACACGGCCCCCCCUCUCUAUGCUGACAGCUCAGUUGCAGCCUGUGGGAUUGAGAGGCAGUGGUACCUGAGUCAUGAGUCACACACACAAGUGGCAAGAGAAGGACUUUUUUUGGGAAUGAUGUCUAAAACACUUCUCAAUGAAUUACGAAAACCCACCACCAUAUGCAAGCCAACCUGCUCCAUACCCGCCAUAUGGCCAACAACCAGGCUAUCCAGCUCCCAACCAAUAUCCUGGCAAUCCUCCAGGACCAGUUGGAUACCAACCAGGACAACCAGGCUACCCACCUCCCAACCAAUAUCCUGACAAUCCUCCAGGACCAGUCGGAUAUCAACCAGGCUAUCCAGCUCCAAACCAAUAUCCUGGCAAUCCUCCUGGACCAGUAGGAUACCAACCAGGACAACCAGGCUAUCAAGGCUAUCCACAAUAUGAAUGGCAGGGUGGUCCACCCGCUAACGCACCAGUUUAUAUGGAUGCCCCUAAAAAUACAGUGUAUGUUGUAGAAGAAAGAAGAAACGAUACAUCAGGAGAUGGAGCCUGUCUCACUGCUUGCUGGACUGCCCUUUGUUGCUGCUGCCUGUGGGACAUGUUGACCUAAAUUUGCACGAAAUCACACUGAGCUCUACAUUUGUUGUUUCCUUUUGUUUAUUUAUUAUUGAUUCAUUAUUAAUUUUCUUGAUCUCGAUCAUCGCUUUUCUACACCAGUCCUAAAAUGUCAUUAUCUUGUUACUUAUCUCUAAAGGAAGUUUUGUUUGUUUAAAUAUUUUCAUUUGCCAAUCAUAUUAUUAACGCAAAUGCAAUGUGCAAUAAUACAGAGGUUUUACAUACAAAGUUAAUAAACAUUAAAAACUAACAGUAUAA